Molecule: messenger RNA, 4652 nt
Organism: Megalobrama amblycephala (Wuchang bream)
Lineage: Eukaryota; Metazoa; Chordata; Actinopteri; Cypriniformes; Xenocyprididae
Gene: bdnf
Product: brain-derived neurotrophic factor
Exons: 2
Coding region: 3614-4429 (271 amino acids)
Biological process (GO): regulation of neuron differentiation; positive regulation of peptidyl-serine phosphorylation; neuron projection morphogenesis
Molecular function (GO): nerve growth factor receptor binding; growth factor activity
Source: RefSeq, a predicted model, not a curated record
CUCACUGACACCACUUUUCUAGUUUACAAACUGUAACGUGACAGAAAGUUUAUAUUUCCAGCACUAGCGCGGCGUGAGAAGUUUUUUUUAUUAUUAUUAUUGGUUGGUAGGCUACCUGCAGGAUGUUUUCAAUUUCUUAGAAAGUUCCGGGAAAAAAAACUCAAUCUCUACUAACAUAUAGAGUGGCAAAUCUUAGAUGAUAUUUCCCUCGCGGAUCCUGUUCGCCAACGCGUUGCCCUUUCUCUUGUUACGAGAAAAGACGAAACUUAUACAUAAAUGAUUACAGCCCUAAUGUUUAAUUUGUCUUUGUCUACUGCCUUUCAGCAUUAGAACCACAUUUACAAUCGUGAACAAUUGAGCGAAUUUUGGCUUUCAAUGGGGUCGUCUAUUUUAGAGGACUUUUAAAGGAAUUUCAAACUGUUCUCUUUAUAGCAAAUGGCUUAUUAUAUGAGUUCAAGGAUACUUUUAUGGGUGUAAUCUGUUAGCUAAACGUCAAUUAAGCCUUUUUAAACAAAACAUUAUUAUGAUAUAUCUGUGAAUAGGUAAAUCUACAGCCUUAGGAUUUGAAAAAUAGUGAUUGACUUACCGCCUGAAACUAAUCGUACUGCGCGUGCGCAACUUUCUGUUGUUAUGGUUCUGGUUCUUUUCGUUAUCGUAUUUGACAAGCGCUGAAAAUUUGCGUUCUAGCUAACUUUAAAUCUAAAUUUUAACACUGUUGAUACCUAAAUAUUCUUGUAAUGGAAAAAUAACUUUUACCAACUCCUUAAACCAGCACCAACUAAACCUCUUUGAAAAACCUUGCAUUUAAAGACAUAGAUUUCACCACAGGUGAAUAGACAGUGUUAUUUUGCAGUUGACCUUUGUUGUGUUACCACUAAUGCCAGAUUGUAACUAUUAUGGUUUCCACAUUUUAAUGUGUUCUCGAAGUCAGAAUAAUAAUUAGCAGCUGCGACACCUGUGUGAGCUUAGGUGAUGCACGCUACAGUGCUCUUGUCAUUGAACAAGUACACUAAAGCAAUCUAAAAUCUUUUCUUAUGCUACAAGCAUUUUACCCCAACCUUUGUUGUUCUUUUCAAAUAUUUAAUCAUGCAUUGUUAAAUAUCUUGUCCUAAGGAGUGAAUGCAUUUUCCUAAAACUAACAGAAAAGUGUCUGUUACCACAAUACUUUUAAGUUGGAAGAUCCUUAUACAUCUGUCAUUAGUGCUUUUCUUUCCUAAUCCCUCUUUGGCAUGGAGAUUUAAGCAAAUACAGUUGUGGGGGAAUCAGGAUCAUGUAGACCAAUCUAUCCUAUCCUACCUGCCCCUCUCCAAACAAUUGAGCAGGUGCAUGUAGUCUUUUUGCCAAAACUAUAGAGCUGCCACUCAUGCCCAAUUAAAGUACAGUCAGUGAAAGGUGUUUGAACGUGCUCCAACCAUAAGGAUCAAAUACAGCUGCGUGGAUGAAGUAUUUCAUCAAGCUUUCUGUACCUUACUUUGUAGAAAGAGAGCUUGAAAGAUCACUGCAGGCUGGAUGGUUUCUCGUGUGAUUGAUGCUUUGAUUGAUGGAAACCUUGUUUGUAGUAUUUUCAAUGCCUCAUAAUGAGUCUGGCUUUAAAGAUCUAACAAAUCAGACACAAAAAGCAUGAAUUAGCAGCUUUGUUUACAUGACAGUCUAAUGAAUUAUCUCACCAUCAACCAUGAAAGUCAUCUCUUUCAUUUUAGACAUUUAAACACACAUGAAACCGUGACUAUUUGUGAUGGCUACUACCACAUUACCACUCACUUUCUGUGACCCAUCAGAAACACCUGUGCUCUCUUUGUACACAAACACUCAUGUUUGCACAUCAUACCGUGCGAUGACAGGAUAUUACAUUAUCAUACGCAGUUCAAACAAGCGCAUAUUAAAGCAGAAUAAACAUGACUGUCAAGGUAAUCUUGUCUUCCCUCGCUGCUUUGAAUGAGACAGAAGGUCUCAGUUAUUGCCAACUCAGUCCCAGAGCAAUAAAGUGAUUCAUCAUCUAGAUUACGUUUUAACAGGAAGUUGAUUGAGAGUAUAAUCCAUAUUGAUUCUCUUGAUGGAAACAGGAAAUAGCAGAGUUAGAAAUAAAAUUGUGUGUUGUUCCUGGUGAGAAGGGACCCCAGAGGAAAAUGGAAAGCAAUUGCGAGCUGAUGAGUGGCUCUGCCCCCUAGCACCACUCCUUCUAGCCCCACCGCCCUUUUCCUCUCAUCCCCCUCUGAGACCGGAGAGAGACGUCAUCGGGGUUGUUGUGCUCCUGCCACACGACUACACACCGGUGCUCUAGUCUAAUUAGGAGGGAAAGAUACAAUUUAGUCAGCUUUUCGAAGUUCAGUAGUCAACAAUAACUGCCCUUCGCGCUUUUACGUGCUUUCGCUGCAAGCCAAGUAGCUCUGUAAUAUAUUUAAGGUUAUGUAUUGCCAGUAGGAUUUGGAUGAGAGAUGACAUUGGUACUCCACCUGCUGUCAAGUAGGGCAACAGAAGGGAUUUGGGUGUCAGCAUGACUGAUGCUGGUAUUUCAUUCAGAAGCCUCUGCAAUAUAUAUAAAUACUUCGCUCAUUAGGGAGACGACAGAUGUUUGCUAAUUGGGAUCAUCCUGAAACUGGGGCGGUUACUGGGCUAUGCUUCUCUGUAUGUGUAUAAACCCACAUUAAGGUUGUCUUGAGAGUAGGAACGCUGACAAUAAUCCAUCCGUCCUUACAGGCGCGCCACAUCUGGAGGAAUGAAAUAAGACAGAAUCAUUGAAUAAUCCUCAGGCAGGCACUUUAAAUUCCUCGCUAUAUUCAGCAGAGGUAAUUGCUGACAAUGUAAGAAGCUUUUUCCAUUACGGGGAAAGCUGACAGACUGAAGUAUCUUUUCAUGCCUGCAGAAGCAGCUUGUACACACAUUUUGCGCGCUGCCUGAUUUGAUUAAGAUUGAUCUGUCCUCUACAGCUGUAUCCUCGGCUCUGGGUUUUUCCAUGCUUGUUUUUGACCAUUUGAGAGGAGAGAUUAAACAUGCUCCCAUCUCAUCUCCCUAGCUAAAUACACACACACACGUUGACGCACACACGCUCACACACACACCCCUCGUGGACUGCAACGUCACUGAGCGAGGGGACUUUGAGCUCAUUAAGUAGAGGGCUGUGAUAUUCUGAAUCGAGACUGUGGGACUCCCAACCGGCCUAUUUAUAGAAAGCACAUCUCCAUGGCAGUCAUCGCUGCGCUAGCAAAUCGCAGCCGUGGCCCCAGACACCAAUUAAGAAUGAAACAAAUGCCUUUUAGACAGGGCGUGUCCCUCCUUCUCUCCUGCUGGCCCGUACUGCCUUCUGCUCUGGGAGCGGAUCCUCCCUCUGUCUCUUCCUGAGGCUGCGUGGGGCAUCGGGAGGACAGCUCGCAGAGAACUGGCGAAGCCUUGCUGCGGUGCUGGAUAUUUUUAAAUGCACCCCCCCUCCACCCCCCUUACCCCAGCCCUACCUCUCCUCUUCUCCUUUUUAGAAAAGUGCGAGUAAUGGGUAUCUUUUUGUUGUUGUGUAUGCAUGUUCCCCUGUCUGUUCGUAUGUGCCGGGAUGUCAUUGGAUGCAAUGAAUCGCAGUGACUCAUAGAGGGACUUCAGAGAGUUCCAACAGGUUAGAAGAGUGAUGACCAUCCUGUUCGUUACUAUGGUUAUUUCAUACUUCAGUUGCAUGAGAGCUGCGCCCAUGAGAGAGAUCCCGGGCGUGCAGGGGGGCCACCGGGCCGAGGGCUACCUGGGCGCCGCUGCCGCCGUCGCCGCCGCUGCCGCCACCUCAGGCAGCCGAGGCCACGGGACUCCACAGAGUGGGGGCGGGCUGCCCUCGCUCACGGACACUUUCGAGCAGGUGAUUGAGGAGUUGCUUGAGGUGGAAGGGGAGGCAACGCAGCAACUGGGGCCCGAGGCCGACCAGGGCCAAGGAGGGGGCGGUCCCGCAGCCAUGGCAGACUCAAAGGACGUUGACCUGUACGCCUCGCGGGUGAUGAUCAGCAACCAAGUGCCUUUGGAGCCGCCGUUACUCUUUCUCUUGGAGGAAUACAAAAACUACCUGGACGCCGCCAACAUGUCGAUGCGCGUGCGGCGGCACUCGGACCCCGCGCGGCGAGGGGAGCUCAGCGUUUGUGACAGUAUUAGCCAGUGGGUGACGGCUGUGGACAAAAAGACGGCCAUAGACAUGUCGGGCCAGACGGUCACCGUCCUGGAGAAGGUCCCUGUGACUAAUGGUCAGCUGAAGCAAUACUUUUACGAGACCAAAUGCAACCCCUUGGGGUACACAAAGGAGGGCUGUCGAGGAAUAGACAAGCGGCACUAUAACUCGCAAUGCCGGACAACCCAGUCUUACGUGCGAGCCCUUACCAUGGAUAGCAAAAGGAAGAUCGGCUGGCGGUUUAUACGGAUAGACACUUCGUGUGUAUGCACAUUGACCAUUAAAAGGGGCAGAUAGUGUACACAAUGUAUAGAUUUUAUUGAGAGUUCUAAAAAAGAGAGAGAAAAGAGAAAAUAUCUAUUUGUAUAUAUACAUAACAGGGUAAAUUAUUCCGUCAGAUGAAAAUUUUAUGGACUGCAUGUAAAAAAGAUGAAGUUUAUACAGUAAAAGUGAUACUACAGUCUAUUUAUUGAACAUAUUCAUGACCUUGUAAACAAUUAAAAAAAGAUCUGAUCAGUCA